Molecule: messenger RNA, 351 nt
Organism: Cercopithifilaria johnstoni
Lineage: Eukaryota; Metazoa; Nematoda; Chromadorea; Rhabditida; Onchocercidae
Source: the annotation of a GenBank genome assembly
AUGAAUAGGUCUCCAAGAAGCAGUUGGUCCUAUCAGUGGAUCGGAAGAGUCGAUCGCAAGGGUGUACUUGGUAAGCUGGAUAGCUUAAUUAUUGUAGAAAUAUCCGAAGGACGCGGCUUCAAAGGAAACAAUGGUCCACCAGGACUGCGAGGUAAACCAGGCCAUGAUAGCAAGUUCCAGAUGGCCCGGUCAACCCACGGGGCACUUCCGGCACAGCUGGUAAACCUGGAAUACAUAGGAGUGCUAGACUAUCAGAUGCGCGAGGCAAGUUUGGCGAAAGUGAAAUUAUCCAAAGCCACGACUGCCGUCCGCUUAAGACGGCAGUCGAUUUGGACGACUCAAAAACAAUAA